UUAUUAUUGAGAUCGGCUCUCAAGUUCUGUUGUUGUCGCGCGGCGCGCCGCUCGCGCUGAUAACGCGAUGCCACGGCGACCUGCGCACGCGCACCGCGUAACGCUCCGCAGCUUUAAGCUCGCGCGGACAUUGUAAAAAGUACUCACCCCCGUAAAGUGAUGGAAUGGAUAUUUCUAUGGACCAGUGCUUAUUGUCAGUAACAGAACAGGAACGACUAUUUGUAUUGUGUGAUUUUUUCUUGGGUUUUAAUAUCGUAUUUGGAUAUUGAUAAGUGCUUGUACGAAAGUGAAAACGAUAUUCUGUGCUGAUAUUGUAACGAAUUUGAGUUUAUAAAAGGAUACUUUUUAAUGGACAAUUGUAAAUUGAUCUGUGAGAUAAUACAAUAAAUUGAUGAGAUUUGGGCAGUUGGGAUCAACUGAAGAUUUUCUUCGUUUGCGUCGAUACUGUGUAAGAAAAACGCCGCCAAGCUGUCUACCGCAAAUGAGAUUAUACCCAACUACCACAUCGAAGCGCUAAUAGGUCGGUGGCGCACGAGCCCGAUGAGCGCGUGCGCGGCGGCCGCCAUGCGCGAAAAGCACGCGGCGCCGCGCCGCCUCGCCUCUCCCCCGCCGUCCCCACACGAACACCACAGCCCCCUUGGCUCACCACGCGCCGACGAACCACUCGAUCUCAGAGUCACACACAAACGUCCGCCACGGUUAGAAGAUGAGAACUGCAAUUUAAUCACCCCUUCACCGCCGCCACACCCCACGCACCCAGCGCACCCUGCUCAUCCAGCUCUACUACAAUUCUGUCGUCGGCUGCCAUUAGCUUUACCGGCCUCGUUUGGCCGCUACCCGUUCCUCCCAGCUGCAGCAGCAACGUUACUCGCUCCGGGUACACCAAGAGCACCACCUAUUCCCCCAAACCCUGGUGCCCCCAGAGCACGGGAUAGGUAUACGUGCUCUUAUUGUGGCAAAGCAUUUCCUCGCAGUGCUAACCUGACGCGACAUUUACGGACGCACACUGGUGAACAGCCUUACCGCUGCAAGUACUGCGAGCGGUCGUUCUCCAUAUCCUCGAAUUUACAGAGACACGUAAGGAAUAUACAUAAUAAGGAGCGGCCGUUCCGGUGUCGUCACUGUGACCGCUGCUUCGGUCAACAGACAAAUCUCGACAGACAUCUAAAGAAACACGAGGCGGAGAAUGGAGACGAAAGCCGUCGGAGAUCUCCUGAUGAGACAUACUUCGAAGAGAUCAGAUCGUUCAUGGGCCGAGUGGCGCCGGCCCGCCGCGCCGCUGCCGCCGCUGCUUCUGCCGCAGACCAUACCUGAUAGUGGUAUGGUCCAAAUGCAACCUUCGCCGUUACAAUAAUCUGGUCGAUACAUCCAAAUGACUUUCGUGUAUUUUAUAGAACUUUUGUUGAUUGUAUGGGUUGUUAGAGUACAUAAGAGCAUUAGAUCGCGCAAGAAAGAUUGUUGACCAUUUUGAUUGUACAUUCCAAACUAAAUUAAAAGUGACCUGAUUAGUUAGGUACUAUUCAAACACAGUCACUUAUACGUUACUUAAAAAAAUGUAAAAGUAAUAUAUAUUUCCUUACUUAAGUUACUACUAUUUGUUUCAAUUGUUGCCGUCUUAUAAUAAAAUAGAACACAAGGGCGUUAUCCUUUGAUAAUUUAUUUUUACUCAAUCAUUUAUAUAAUUCAGUCAUAUCAAUAUAAUCCAAAUGUUAAGACAACAUUGUUAAAUAAAAAUUUGUUAAAUCUUAUAAAAGUCGUUCAUAUCAUACAAAAGGGAUCAAUUUAAAUGUGUAAUGUAUUUUUAGACGAUUAACAUGUUGUACACAUACAGGGUUUAACAUUAACAUUUAACAUGUUCUUACAUCAUAUUUUAAAAAAGUUAUACAAAAUGUUACGAAUGUAUGAAAAUGCGGUUCAGAAGUACUGUAUAUUUUAGGCCCACCGUGCACAUAACGAGCGCACACAAAUAAAAAUGCAAUAUGUACUCACGUGUACUAAUCUUUUCAACCGCACGAUUUAGUUUAUAUUUAAAAUAUUCAUUAUAGUUAUAUAAUUUCACAAAGACGGAUAAAGCGUGAUUGUUGUUAUAAUUAUUUAAACUUAUCAUUUAUUCACUUUUUUGAUUUAAAGCUGCAUAAUUAAACAAACAGAUUCAUAGGAUGCAAUAAAAUUAUCAGUAAUCAACAAUUUGGUGAAAUAAUAACUAUAUUUAAUAAUUAGAUUGUAAUAUAAAGUGAUAAUGCAUCUCAUGUACUUAUUGUAAAUAUAAAGCCUUCGUUCAAAAUAGGUUAAUAAUGUUUAGUGCGCAUACCGAAUUUUUCACUACCGAUAGUAAUAGAAUGUACAAGUAUAUUCCUUGUCAUAAAAGACAUAAAUAUUAAUAUUAAGUAUUCCGAGAGUGUUCGAUAAAAUAGUAUAAUAAGUUAUAGAUAAUUAAAUAGAUAUUAUAUGUAUAUAAGUAGUUUCUUUGUAUACGUUUCUUUUUUGUAAAUUUUGCUUUGAUUGUAAUAUAAUUAGUGUAUUAGUCUGAAAGGAAACGCCGGUUACCAAUAAAAAUAUAACUUGUUGCUUAUUGAAGAUAUUAUAAAUAUUUUUUUUAUAUAUAAAUUGUUGUAGAGAUUGUCUAAUUGCUCGGAAAUUUAUAUAUACUUAUAUACUGCGUGUUGCGUAAAUUAUUUCGUUUUUAGUGUGGUGACAGUUGCAAACCAACAAAUGUGUUUCCCUGUCAUCACCGACAUCUUUGUUAAGUUUCAAAUUUUACGCAAAUUAGAUAUGUUUUUGUCAUAUUUUGAGAUUUUAAAUUAGACGUUGUAUUAAACAAUUAGAGAUUAAUAAAAUAUAAAUUUCAAAAUGAUGUAAUCAUGCUUUCCAAAUUACUAAAUUUAAGAUAACUAUAGAACUGUGAUUUUAAUUUAUUACUGGAAAUUGGAAUUGUAUCUAACACGUUCUUACUUUACAUUUGAUGAUUUGUAAAGUCCAUCAAAGAGAGUACUAUCAUUGUCUAAACGUUCCUUUAAGUAUAGAUAGAUCUCUAUUAUUGUUACGAUUUUAAAGUUUACUAUAUUUCCUUAUUAUUUUUUAAACAACAUUCAUAUUAACAAUAGCGAAGCAAAUAAUUAAACGAUAAGAUAGAGAAAUGUAUUCCAUUAUUGGAGACGUAAUUUUGUUGAUCUAACCACAUCUUACCAUUAUAUCGCACAGAAAAACGAUUUAUAUAAUGAGAAUCUGUCACUAUAUAAUGUUUAUCUAACUAUGUUUAUUAAUUAGACCUAAAUUACAUAUAUAAAAAAUAAAUUCAAAAUUAGAAUUCAAUGUUGUUACAAACGUGAUUAUUAAUUUAAUAUUAUAAAAAGUUAGGAUGACCUAACUUUUUUGCUUAUAUUCAGACCAAGCGAUAGAUAUAUUGAGAUUAUGCUAAUUUCUUUAUACCUAAACAUGACUUUUGUCUGUGAUAGAUACCCUAGCUUUUAAUAUUUGAUUUGAAAAAUCUAUCUACAUUUUCAAGUUACCGUACGGAUAAAAAGAAUCCAAUGCCAAAAUCUAAUAAUUCUAAUUCAUUUAAAAUCUUGAAAUUUCGACUGCGUGUUAAAAUAAAAUUCAUCCCUAAGUCUUUGUUUUGCAUAAAAUAAUGUUAUCAUUUUUAAUUUGUUGGUGUUUAUUUUUUAGUUAUUAAUACAGUCUAUUUAUUUUUAUCAAAAUACUUCAAAAAUACAUGUAUAUAUAAUAUCCUGGAGUUUAUUUUUCUUGUCGAGUGGUCUGGAUACAAUAAACAACAACAUUUACCUGCAACCUAAUCCUUAACUGAUUAUCGCACGAACAAUUAUUGUCCGCAUAAUAAUAAUUUAAGUAUAUAGUGUGAAAUCUGAAACAUGCCUACAGAAUCUCAUUUUGUGUUGUUAUAUAUAACAAAUUAAUUAAAUCAAAUGUUACCUAUCACACAGAUAUGCCAUGCCAACAUGUUUCAAGAUGCUUGGACAAACAUAAGAUGCUAUUUAACUUAUCGUAGAAUGGAUAAGUAAUAGAGAUUAUUACCUUUAUUGUUUUGUACUUUUGAUACCUUUUAGUCGAUCAAAGGUCACCGAUUUACCUUGUCAAAAUGAAUUAAAUAACAAUAAAUUGA
This is a messenger RNA of Galleria mellonella (greater wax moth), 4120 nucleotides long. RefSeq names its product transcription factor hamlet-like. Gene Ontology annotation, biological process: regulation of transcription by RNA polymerase II. Lineage: Eukaryota; Metazoa; Arthropoda; Insecta; Lepidoptera; Pyralidae. Gene Ontology annotation, cellular component: nucleus. Gene Ontology annotation, molecular function: DNA-binding transcription activator activity, RNA polymerase II-specific; RNA polymerase II cis-regulatory region sequence-specific DNA binding. The record is from RefSeq and is a predicted model, not a curated record. Bases 541 to 1314 code for a protein of 257 amino acids. The transcript is spliced from 3 exons.